This is a messenger RNA of Anguilla rostrata (American eel), 1920 nucleotides long. RefSeq names its product family with sequence similarity 167 member Aa (gene fam167aa). The record is from RefSeq and is a predicted model, not a curated record. The transcript has 4 exons. The coding region runs from base 964 to 1590 and encodes 208 amino acids. Lineage: Eukaryota; Metazoa; Chordata; Actinopteri; Anguilliformes; Anguillidae.
CUCUGAAGUUCUGCCGAAUGCCCCAACCAGAACGGCUUUCGAACACGUGAUGCAUGGGGCAGGUCUGGGAAAUUUUGCCGGUGGUCAGGAGGACGUUGCAGCAGCAGUAGUUAAAACAGAGAUAGGGGAGUUGCUGAGCAGAGCAGAAUCCUCUCCCAUCGGAAUCGAGAAAAACAAAAUAAAUAAAUCAUGCCUCACCCUAUAAACGUGACGUCUAUCAUUAAAAAUGACAAACAAGGGCAUCGAGUGCUUUUGCAUACACUACAUUGAAGAAAUGAUUAUGUUUCCGUCACUUAAGUGGUACUGAGGUGGAGACAGCGAUCUGGAACAAGAGUCACAGCAUCCACAAUUAGACAGAUCCAAAGUGCUCAGCCCUUCUGCCUGCUGGGUCUGGUGAAAAUAAAUAGCUAGAAUACACACCUUGGAUAUCCAACAAGAAGAGACAUUUGUUUUUAUUUCAUCACAUUAUAUCAUUACCCAAGAGUUUUCUAAUAUUUAAUGAAUGCAAGAUUAUCAGCUCAAAUCUGUGCCAUCAUCAGCCUGCAGUUCAGUGCAUUUCUACAAGGCUUGCACCUGGUAGCUGGAGGAUAAGGAAGCCAUGGCCACAAAGCAGCCAUAGCAGGAAGCCUGGUGUCGAGAAACUGGUGCUUUCCUGGAAUACGCCUGGAAUACGGAAGCGCAUAUUUUCAAUUGAGUGUCAUUUUUUUUUUUUUAAAUGGCUUAGUUAAGGAGAAUGGAAAGGAACCAGAAUUACCAGAACACCUUGAUUUGGAAGAGGAAGAGUUCCAACAAGGUAGUUUGUGGUAAAAGCCUCAAAUAAAUGCCAUUGUCAACCGCCUGAGCUUCAGUGGAAUGGAGAUGCUAUGAGCCCUGGUCACUGUGCUCAUCCUGACACUUUUGUAGUUUUUUGGUCGUAGUUAUUUGUCUUCCUCUUUUAAAAAAUAAAUAAAAUAAUUCAACGGAAUGUCCGUGGACAAAGCGGUGCGGGCGAAGAUGAAGACGGAGGAUGCGAGCGGGGGGCGGGACCAGGGCGGAGCGGGAGUUGUCCAUGACGACCACCUGCGGAGCCUGAAGGCCCUCACCAAGCGGCUCCGGCUGGAGACGGGGCGGCCCUCGUACCCCGAGUGGAAGGCCCAGGUCGAGGCCCAGCGGGGAAAGGGCCUUGGGGGUGCAGGACAGAGGGAGGAAGAUCCCCGCACCUCGCUGCGCUGGCCCAAACGAUCAGCCCAGGCCCCUGACGCCACCCUGGAGGGUCACCUGCCCACGGGGGGGCUUGGUGGGUUCAGGGAUGUCGACGAGGCCCUCGCCUGGCUCAGGAAAGAGUUGACGGACAUGCGGCUUCAGGACCAGCAGCUGGCCCGGCAACUAAUGCGUCUGCGCAGCGACAUCAACAAGCUGAAGAUCGAGCAGGCCUGCAACCUGCACCGCAAGAUGCUCAACGACGCCACCUACGGGCUGGAGGAGCGGGACGAGCUGUCGGACCUGCUGUGCGAUUUCCCCGUCACGCCAGGCUUCGGCCUCUCUGCGCCACUCAAACUCAUCGGCGUCACCAAGAUGAACAUCAACUCCCGCCGUUUCUCCCUCUGCUAGCAAGAAGCAGAGGUGUGUGCAAUGUGUGAGAGUCAACUCUCUGUGACCUCUGCCUUCAUCCUGGACGUGACGUCGACCAUCAGACGCCGCAGGGCACGGAAGCUCAGUGCUGAGUCUGCCACUACUUGCUGACUGUUUCAGUCAUGGCGCAACCAUGCUUUUGUAAUCAUGUUUUGAAUGUGAUACUCAGUAAUGCCUUAACACCUUGUGAUAUUGAUUGUACAUGAUCAUUAAUGAAGGCUGUGCUGUGUUUUGUGUGUGUGUGUGUGUGUGUGGGUGUGGGUGUGAGAGAGUUAGAGAGAGAGAAAGCGAGAGAAAGAAAGACAGGGA